AUCAAAAUCAUUGGAUCCAUCACAAAAUACAGUUCAUUCAACUGCAAAAGUACCUUUGAUCCCACCAACUCCAGUUUCAAAAAAUAGUAAUUCUCAAACUGUAAAAAAUUCGCUUUUGAGUUGGGAGACGGUCAGUAAAAGAAAAUCAGUUGCCUCAACAUCCACAGCGAUUUCAUCAUCCGCUUCUGUUCUUGAUAAAACUCACGAUUUUCGGUUUGGAGGGAUUGAGGUUGAGUGGUUCGACAAUUGCGAAGAGAAUAUGAAUGGCGACCAAAAGGAACAAAAUAUUGGAUCAUAUGCAAAUGCAGUUAAAGGCGGUCAAAAUGAAACUCUUAACAGUGACAACACCUUGUCAACGCAGUCAUCAAACGUACUGCCGCCGCAUGACCCGUCCUCUUCACAAACAAGUACGAGGACUAACAAACAAAAGACAAAGUCUAGUAACGAUAAAUUAACAAAUUCACCCGCAGGCAAAUUUGUUCCAUUAAAGUCCGGUACAACAAAUCUUAGCUGCGGCAUAUUACAUUUGUAUCGUGAUCCAAAGGAAAUUUUACCACCAAAUGAUAAUCAAGAAAGCGGCCUUGCACUAAGCGUAGAAGCGGAAGAAAAACAGGAUGAAUCUCUUAGCGUCUUGGGUAAUGAUGAUACCAUUCUAGCGGUGUUGGCAGUACCUUCAUAUUUGAGUGCGUCAGAUUUUUUGGGUUUUGUUGCACCUGUACAGCGAUUUGUGAGUCACUUUAGGUUUAUCAGAGAUUCGGCACCUAAUAAAUUUAUAGUGUUGAUGAAAUUCCGUCACUCACGGGCAGCUAAGGAUUUUUAUAAGCAAUAUAAUGGCCGUCCAUUCAGUUCUAUGGAGCCUGAAAUCUGUCAUCUCGUCUAUAUAAAGUCCAUCGAAUUUAAAUCUACGUCAAUUCCACCUUACAUAUUUCCUUUUCUACAUGAUCCCUUUUCACCUUCCGCGCAAGAAGUAUCUAAAUUACCAGCGGGCAAUGAUCAAAUUCAAAAAUCGCCAAUCUUAUACGAACUUCCAACCUGUCCAGUGUGUCUUGAAAGAAUGGAUGCCUCUGUCACUGGGCUGUUAACAAUCUUAUGUCAACACACAUUUCAUUGCAAUUGCUUAAGUAAAUGGGGAGACAUAUGUCGCUAUAGUCAAAAACACUACGACUACGAUCCAUCGAUGGAACAAAAUGAAUGUGGGGUAUGCGGUGCCACCGAGAAUCUAUGGAUAUGUCUCGUGUGUGGCAAUAUUGGCUGCGGACGAUAUCAAGAAGCACACGCAUAUUGUCACUACAAAGAAACAUCUCAUUUAUAUGCAUUGGAGUUGGAAACUCAAAGAGUUUGGGACUAUGCCGGUGACGGAUACGUCCAUCGCCUCAUACAGAAUAAAUCGGACGGUAAACUCGUAGAACUACCAAGUCCAGACGCUCACCCUCAGAUGCAACAAUCAAACACUGACCAAGUCGUUCAGCAAGAAAAAUUAGACGCCAUAGGAUUGGAAUACAGCUACCUCCU
Molecule: messenger RNA, 1512 nt
Organism: Acaulospora morrowiae
Lineage: Eukaryota; Fungi; Glomeromycota; Glomeromycetes; Diversisporales; Acaulosporaceae
Source: the annotation of a GenBank genome assembly